Molecule: messenger RNA, 1123 nt
Organism: Blepharisma stoltei
Lineage: Eukaryota; Ciliophora; Heterotrichea; Heterotrichida; Blepharismidae
Source: the annotation of a GenBank genome assembly
AUGAACGUAUUAAAAAGGCCUCGAAUUGACCAAGGGCUUCUUUACGACACAAUUCAGCUUGCUCAUAUGAACACAAAUAUAAAGGAAUCACCUUUGUUUAACCACUACAUCUGAACCCACGACAUACAUUCGCUAAUUCCCCAUUUUUAAGGCAAGCAAAAAAUUGAAAAUCGUAUUUUGAUGAAAUUAGCACUAUUUUCAAGCCAGAAAAAUUAUUUUAUUUAGAAUUAACAAUUAUUAUACGCUAUAUUCAGCUUUUUCUAUUAAAAUUUAACAGAUUGCAAUUUAAAGCAUUAAACUUAUAAAAUUAAUUAGAUUUUUCUUUUGUGAGCGACCAAAAAAAUCUCUCUUCAUUCUUAAAGAGAAAGUAAGUAGAAUCCCAGAGCCUGACUUAGAUGAAGAAACCUCUUUAUCAGCUCAAGGCCGCAUGAAGAUAAAACAGGCAAAAUUUCAAGGAGAAUCCUUUGACGAAAUUCCUCCUCUGAAAAUAAUCCAGACAAAGUCUCAAAUUACUCUUGAUAAAACACACCCAAGCACAAAAAGAACGGAAACACUAGAAGCUUUAGAAAACUCUGAAAUUGUAGCCCAGGAUAAGCAACGGCAUAAUAAAAAGGAAAAAGUGAUUGGGUUCACAGAUACAAUGAGGAACCAUUUCGAGAUCGUGGAUAAGUUACUGAACCAGAAAAGGGAAGAAAGGAUUAUUAAAGAAAAAAUUGAUGAGCUGACAAGGAAAUCUAAAAGUAUGAAGCUACUUGAUGUGAAGAAAUAUGAGAAGAUUUACCAAGAUUUGUUUAAUACAAAUGAUAUUCUAUCAAAUGCUACUGCGAGGAAAAAUUUAGAUCUCAUGAGUAAUAUAGUGAAUGUUCAUAAAGAAAUAAGUCCAAAAGAUCACCAGAUUUCUACGUUUCCAGAGAUUUCAAAUUCGAGGAAUGCAUAUAAGCAAAAGUCUGUUAAGGUAUUUUAAAUGUAGAAAAAUGUUGGGGAAAAUGGGUUUCUACCUUCAGAACGAAUAAAAAAUCUGAAACUCAAAGAAAAAGAAGCAAGAACAAAUAGAAAGUAUAAUAGAUUACCUUUCACUGUAAAUCAUAAGCAGCUUUAUAGAGGAAUUACUGAUGAAUUAUAG